Penaeus chinensis is the source of this 2221-nucleotide messenger RNA. RefSeq names its product N-lysine methyltransferase SMYD2-like. Gene Ontology annotation, cellular component: nucleus. Lineage: Eukaryota; Metazoa; Arthropoda; Malacostraca; Decapoda; Penaeidae. Bases 70 to 1716 code for a protein of 548 amino acids. Gene Ontology annotation, molecular function: protein binding. The record is from RefSeq and is a predicted model, not a curated record. The transcript is spliced from 9 exons.
GCCAGUGCCCCGCAUGGCGUGGUGGGGGAAGGUGCGUCUCGCGAGGGAAGAGAGAGCGUGAGAGAGGCCAUGAGGGACAUCAUCAGCGUCCGGGCUCUGACGGCCCUCCAGAAGAAGAAGCGCCUGGUGAAGCGCGGCGACGAGAUACUCACGUCGAAGCCCUUCUGCUUCGUGCUCGAAAACUCCGUGAUCGGCCAGUACUGCGAGACGUGCCUGGCCACGGUGAGGAAGGAGCGGCUGCUGUCGCGGUGCAAGGGCUGCCGGCGCGCGUGGUACUGCAGCGACAUUUGCCGCGACCUCGGGGAGCCUCAGCACCGCCACGAGUGUCAGCUGUUCCGGGAGAGGCCCGACUACAGGCCCAAGGACUUCGCCAGGUUCCUCGCCAGGCUCAUCAGGAAGCUCAAGGACGGGGGCGAAGAUGUCGUCGAACGAAUUGAUGCUCGAAGGAGCCGGCGCUUCAGAGACCUGAUGAGCCACAGCAAGGAGAUCGAGAAGGACCAGAAGCGGCUUGAUUACCUGGCGGAGAUGAUGCCGGACCUGCGGGUGCUCCUCGGGAAGUCCAAUAUCCCCGAGCGCGAGGAACUCAUUCAGAUCUUCGGGAAGGUGACAGUGAACAGCUUCUGCCUGCUGGACCACCACCUGAAGCCCGUGGGGACGAGCCUGUACCUGGCGGCCUCCAUCUUCGACCACUCCUGCGCGCCCAACGCCUUCGUGUCCUUCGUCGGCAACAAGCUGGUGGUGCGGACGCUGGUGGAGUGGCCGGAGCUCGACCUGGACAUGGUGCACAUCAGCUACAUGGACACCAUGAACUCGCGCGAGCACCGCCGGGCUUUCCUGCAGGACCACUACUACUUCGCCUGCGACUGCCGCCUCUGCCGGGACGACGAGCACGCGCGCACGGCCUCCUCCAUCAGAUGCCGCUCGAGGGCCUGCGGCGCCCCCGUGCACGUGGACGAGAGCGGCACGGGGUGGGUGGACCCCUGCGGGGCGUGCGGGUUCUGCAAGUUCCCGCGGGGCGUCGCCUACGAGUACAUCGAGGUCGCCGACUACACGAGGGCGGAGCUGGCGGACCUCGACGAGGAGAAUCCCAGUAUCCUUUUCCGAGGCGACGCUGACCUCCGGCCGCUGCCAUUAAUGGUUCUGCUUCUGAUAAUUAUAAACAUGACAUUGGUGUUGCCAUGGAAGAGACAUGAGACCUUUCCACUGCACUUGGCCGCGCGGCCUUGCCUUGCCCUUAUUUGCCUUAACCUGCGAGCCGGCCUGGAGGUGUGGCGCGACGUGACGGAGGCGCAGGGGGCCCUCCUGCACCCGCUCAACCUGUGGCGCAGCAAGAGCCUGGAGGCGCUCGUCACCGCCUCCGUCAACAUGCGGCAGUGGAGCGCCGCGCUCGCCCCCGCGCGCGAGAACGAGGCGGCCAUCAGGCACUACUACGGGCCCAAGCAUCCCUACGUCGGCCUGUACCUCAUGAAGCUCGCCAAGAUCGAGCUUAACAACAUGGAGUGGCACUCCGCCCUCGAGCACUUGCAGGAGGCCGAAGAGAUCCUCGAGGCAGGCCUGGGCUCCAACCACCCGCUGGUGUUCGUGGACCUGACGUGGCUGCUGAUCCAGGCGAGCGAGGAGUGCCGCGUCGACAUCCAGCGCUCGCUCAUGUACGGCCGAGCGCAGGCCACGUCCGCCGCCAGCCGCUCGCUCGCCGCCAACCGCGGCGGCAGCUGAGCCGGAGGUCUCGGCUGCUGCGUCCCUGGUCGAUCACUUUCUUUUUAACGUGAUCUGCUGUCAGGGAAUAAUACAAGUAGGAUACGGGUUUUCAUUACGCUCUCACACCACCGGCUUUGAGAUUAGGCUAUUGCAACUACCCCGCCUGAGGCGGGGUAGUUGCAAUUGUCGUUAGUUAGUACAGGAGUAGGGUUCCACGAGGCCGAUCGCCAAGUCCUUCGCUCAUUUGAAUUAGGACAGUAGAAAGUCUGCGUUUCACCCCCGCCCCGUUUGCUUAGGUACAGGACGCCUUUAGUAUUGCGCGAAUAAACGACUAGUAUUUCUGCGCAGUGAAAGAGUCUGCAAUAAAUAUCAGAUACCUGCUCUUCAAAUAGAAAGAAAGAGCAAGAUAUGCAUCGCGUGCGCAUUCUCCUGCUGCCAUUUUUGAAUCAGUCUUUCACAAUAAAUUCAAAUCAUCCUGACUUCACUGUGAUGUACUUAAAUGAAAAUAAAGCUUAUAUCUUAA